AUGCCCCCAUUGCCACGAGGAUCCCGGUCCCGCUCCGAUGCCGGUCCCAAUCCCGCUCCGAUUCUGAUCCCGCUCCCGCUCCCGCUCCCGAUAGCGAUAGCGAUCCCGAUCCCGGUCCCGGUCCCGCUCCCCAUCCCUCAGCCCGGGCAGCGCCCCCUAGCGGCACACGAGCCCCGGGCACACAGCCGCGCGACUCCCCCCUCAGCCCCGCCCCCUCUCCGCGGAUUGGUCGGCGCGGCCGAGGAGCACGGCGAAGCCCCGCCCCGUCCCGCGGCGCCCCCUGCGGGCCCCGCGGCGCCUGCGCAGCGGCGCCGGCCGUUGUUGUGGAGGGGCCGGUCAAGAUGGCGGCCGGGCAGGGGGCGGCUGCGGCAACAACGGCGCGGGCAGCGGGACCGGGACGGCGCCCGGGAGCGGAGCGGCGGGGCUCGGCAUCCCCGCGCACCUGACUCUCUCCUUCUCGUCCGGGCCGCACUGGGGCGCGGCAGCUCUGCCGCAGUCGCACACGGUGCGCAGCCUGGAGCGGGCCCUGGAGGAGGCAGGCAGCUCGGGCAUCCUGUGCCUGAGCGGGAGGAAGCUGCGCGACUUCCCCGGCAGCGGCUGCGACCUGAGCGACACCACGCAAGCAGGGCACCUCACACUGGCUACCGAGAAGCUCUUCCUUCGGGGACACUGAGCAUGGGGGAGCCUGCCAAGAAACACUGUGAAGUUGACCCUGUUGGACAAGGCUUUUUACCUUGUUGAUGAAGAUCUCUGGUUGGUGAUGGAGUACAUGGAUGGAGGAAAAUCACAAGAUGUUGUUAGACAGACGUGUCUGGCUGAGGAGGGAUGGCAGCUGUCAGCCGUGAGUAUCUACAAGCCCUGGAUUUCCUUCAUUCGAACCAGGUGAUCCACAGAGAUCUGAAAAGCUCCAGCAUCCUUCUGGGAAUGGACAGCACUGUCAGGUGGUCUGACCACUGUCAAGGGCAGGUAUCCUUGGUUAGGCACAGCGUUUCUGGGAUGUGGGUGUGGGGCUGCUUCCCAUUGACAGCCAGUUCCCCAGAACUGGUGCUGGUGGAAGUCCCCAGACCCUGCUGCCAGCUGGGAGCAGCUGCAGUGUGCAGAGAGAUCUGCAGAGGAGCAGGUUGUCAAGAGGGGCUUUGCUGUGUGUAUGUCCCUUCUAGAGGGGAGUGUGCUAAAAUCUAGAGCUUCAAGUGAAUAAAUAAAAGCCAUUGCCUGAAACCUGAGAGUAUCUUUAAGUGGCCAGUUGCAUAUUUCCUUGGCUAUAGCCCUGAGGACUUCUGCAGCUGGAUUCAGUAGAGCAUUCUCAACUUAGAGCUGGGAAUUAUUUUUCUUGGAUUUUUAAUUUCAGCUAAUUAUGACAAUGUUUGAUUUUGGCUUCUGCACUUAGCUGACCCCUGAGCAGGAUCAACAGAGCUCCAUGGUAGGCACUGCUCACCAGAUGGCCCCAGAGGUUGUCAGUGGUUCUCCUUAUGGCCCCAAGGUAGACAUCUGGUCCUUUGGAGGGACAGUGACCCAACAGUGGGUGGAAGGAGAACUUCCUUACUUCAAGUAAACUGUGACCAUGGUAAGAGGCAGAUGUUGAAGUGUUUGCUAGGCCUGUGUGCACAGGGGUGGCUCUGCACUGGGAUGAGCCACUGGAUGCUUGUGCACAUGGUGGAAGGGAAUUCCCAGAGGACUCACUGAAAUUGGCUGUCAGGGCAAGCUCAUUUGCAUGCAGCUGUGGCGUCAAGGUUUGGGUUUUACUGUUGGUACAGAAAAAUUAUCUCUGAGCAGCAUCUCUGCCCAGGAGGACACUUGCCCUGGAGCCUGGGGCUCAAAACCUGGGGUUGCUGUGAGCAGCUGUGGGUGUGAAGGGAACUGGUGCAGUGCUGUGUUGGCUUUUCCCCAGGCUCACGCUCUGAUCAGGCAGAACAGGUCCUGCAGCUGUAGGCCCAGGCUGUGGGCUUUGCUGCAGGACUUCCUCAGCACAGCCUGGAGCUGGGCAAGGAGCAGUGCUGCUCUGCCUGGGAGCUGCUGCAGGUGGCUGCAGGGCAAACAGCAGCACAAGGGAGGGGUUUUUUUUGUCGGGCCCCCAUCCUGUAAUCUGCAGUCUUGGUGCUUUUCUAAUGGAGAGCAAGCAGAAUUGUAGACUGGUUUGGGUUGGCAGAGGCGUCUCAAGGACAUCUGGGCCAGGUGCCCCAUAGUGAGCAGGGCCAUCUUCAAGCAGAUCAGGUUGUUCACAACCCUGCCUGAGCUGACCUUGAAUGAUUGCAGGGGUGAGGCACCUUCCACAUCUCUGGACAACUUCCGUCAAUGUAAGCCCACUGUCCUCACAUUUUAUCUGAGUCUGCUGACCCUCCCUUGAGUUUAAAACCACUCUCCCUUGUCCUAUUCCAACAGGGCCUGUAAGGAACUUGAGUUUGGAAAGUAAUGCUUCAUUUCUUUAGUUUUUAUUCUUUGGGCGGCAUCCAUUUUUAUCAUCAGCCAAGCCUCUCUCUAGCCUGACACCUCUGAUCACUGCAGCAAAGCAGUUGAGGAGCGGCAGACGCAGCGCUAGAAGACAGCUUUUUGUUUGGCUAAUUAGGUUAAUUAGUUUGAUAUGGUAGUUAGGACAGCUAGUUUUUUAUGCUAGCUAAGAAAGCUAAUUGUGGUAGUUAGGACAGCUAGAUUUUUAUGCUAACUAGGACAACUAGAUUGUUAUGCUGGCUAGAAUAACUAGUUUUUUAUGCUUGUUUUUUGAAUAAAAGCUCUGUUAAACCUCAA
Catharus ustulatus (Swainson's thrush) is the source of this 2742-nucleotide messenger RNA. RefSeq names its product cyclin-dependent kinase inhibitor 1C-like. The transcript has 5 exons. The record is from RefSeq and is a predicted model, not a curated record. The coding region runs from base 1 to 741 and encodes 246 amino acids. NCBI's taxonomy places the organism in Eukaryota, Metazoa, Chordata, Aves, Passeriformes, Turdidae.